Terrapene triunguis (Three-toed box turtle) is the source of this 6309-nucleotide messenger RNA. Its product is annotated as serine/threonine-protein kinase 35. The transcript is spliced from 3 exons. The coding region runs from base 1 to 804 and encodes 267 amino acids. The record is from RefSeq and is a predicted model, not a curated record. Gene Ontology annotation, molecular function: ATP binding; protein serine/threonine kinase activity. NCBI's taxonomy places the organism in Eukaryota, Metazoa, Chordata, Testudines, Emydidae. Gene Ontology annotation, cellular component: cytoplasm; autophagosome. Gene Ontology annotation, biological process: protein autophosphorylation; axon extension; positive regulation of autophagy.
AUGGGAGAGCAGAGCAGCCACGCCUCGGCCUGCUGGGAAGGGGUUCGAGCAACGGAGAACUCUCAGGACCAAGGCGUAUCCCGCCCUCCAGGUGAGAGAAUCUUGGGCUAUGCUGAGGAGCCCUGUUAUCUCUGGUUCGUCAUGGAGUUCUGUGAAGGGGGAGAUCUGAAUCAGUACGUGCUCUCGCGGCGACCGGACCCAGCCACUAACAAGAGUUUCAUGCUACAGCUAACCAGCGCAAUCGCCUUCCUGCACAAGAACCAUAUUGUGCACAGGGACCUGAAGCCAGACAACAUUUUGAUCACCGAGAAGUCUGGCACCCCGGUUCUCAAGGUGGCAGACUUCGGACUCAGCAAGGUCUGUGCUGGCCUGACGGCUCGGGGCAAGGAAGGUGGGAAUGAUAACAAAAAUGUGAAUGUGAACAAGUACUGGCUGUCUUCAGCCUGCGGCUCUGACUUCUACAUGGCCCCUGAGGUCUGGGAGGGACACUACACAGCCAAGGCAGACAUCUUUGCCCUGGGCAUCAUCAUCUGGGCCAUGAUUGAGAGGAUAACUUUCAUCGAUGCAGAGACCAAGAAGGAGCUACUGGGGACCUACAUCAAGCAGGGCACAGAGAUUGUGCCCGUUGGGGAAGCACUGCUAGAAAACCCAAAGAUGGAGUUGCAUAUCCCCCAGAAACGCAGGACUUCCAUGUCUGAGGGAAUCAAGCAACUCUUGAAAGACAUGUUAGCUGCUAACCCACAGGAUCGACCUGAUGCCUUUGAGCUUGAAACCAGAAUGGACCAGGUUACAUGUGCUGCUUAAAUUCAGGGCAAAGCAUUAGUGCAUUUUGCAAUUGGGUUUAUUUACCAGGGACCUACAAUCUCCAUUACUUACAUGCACAGAGGGAAGAAGAUGGUAUUGAAGAUCACCUGACAACAGGAUCUCUGGCAAUGGGAAGGUUUCUGUCUGUUUUGGGUUUUUUGGUCACGUGAGAUUUCAGAAGAACAGAAUCUUUGCAGCCCAGUUGGUUACAAGACUAUUGAAUGAGGUCAAGAAGAACAGGUUUCUCUUCCCCCACAUCCCCACCCCUUUCCCCCACCGUUUCAGCCUUGUUAUUCAACUAGAAUGCUACAGGUUCUUCUGGGAAAGACUUGUGUCUUUUUACCAACACUGAUUGGAAUGAGAAUCUCUGCAAAGCAUUCCCUCAGCUGCUGACGAGUACCAAGGCUCAAAGUCCGGAUGUGCCCAAGUUUGUUUUUUAAAGUUAAUAUUCUUUAUCUAGGGGAGAGGAGCUCCCUGGGCUUGCUCUGUAGUUUGGAGAUUGUAGAAAAAGUAAAGUCUUUGAAGCCCCAUGUUGGAAACAAACAGUCAUGUGGCUCAGAACCUGAUGGCUCCUUAACAGGCAGGUGAUGCCCAGGCUAUAAAGUAAGUGACAUUAGAGUAGGGUAGCAAAAAUAACGAGAUGGAAGAGAAAUUGAUUAGGCAAGAUCGGUGCUGUAGUGGAAAGAGCCUUGUCGUCCCCCCACCCAAAUAAAAAAAGUCAGCUGUGGAAUUUGGCAACUGAGAGCCCAAUUCUGUAAUGGGCCUGUGGAGUGGAUGGGACAGAUUUUUCAGGUGACCAACUGAACUGUAGGGUGGAUGUAUAUGACAAAAGCAGAAAGUAGCUGAAAAAAAAGAUCUGAAGUCACUUGUGCCAAGCUUCAGCUGUGAAGGACUUGGCAGUAUUGGAGGUAGGGGGGCCAGACCGCUAGUCACUCACUGUAUGGUUUCAAGGCUCCUGCAGAAGCCUGUUUGCCCUUUGUGCGAUAACUGUGGUCUCCAAAGGGCAAAGAGCAUGCUGGUCAGGCUUGGGCACUUAAAGUUACGCAUCAGUGGGAUGUAGGGGUAAGGAGGUGGGAAUCUCAAGCUGACCAGUUAAUACUUAGUUUCCUGGCCUGCAUUUGGAGCCGCACUGACAUUCUGGGACUGACUCUGUGUGAUGGUUUGAGUAGCGCUUUAGACCUUGCUCAGUGUAAAGCACAGCAUCCUUUUUACCCUGUGAUUUCUUAAACACGCUAGAAAUGUCUUCCCAAACCGUUACAAACCCCUGCUGAGAGACGGGUCCAGGAGACACCAGUUGUGCUUCCAGACUAAAUCUCUCACCCGGUUACCGAAGUAUUCCACUGUCGCUCUGGUAGGAUGUGACUGGCUUCACAAUUAGAGAAGGGCCCUGCUGACCUAAUCAGACAGGAUCGUCACAGUACUAACAGGCCUGCUGUCUGUGCAGACACUUCAGUCUUAUUUCUCUUCGUUGACAUUUUUGUGCACCCGCUUGCUACUUGUCUGUCUACUCGGUAUGCUGUACCAUCCCAUAAAAGUGAAUGAGGAUGCAAUAACUCCAUUAGGGCUAGAUUAAGGAUGGUGUCUAGUUUUGUUUUUUUAAACCUGUAAGCCUUGACACCUCUGCCGAGCUUGAAUGCAGUGACCAGAGAAGAUUUGGGUGGCACCUUACCAGGAAGGUUGUGCUGUGCAUUAGGGGACUAGCAGAGCAGUAGCAUAUAGUUGUAGUUAUGUGCUCCCCCCACCUGAUUAAACACCUUGUGUUUUGAAGGUUUCACACAGAGACAGUAACCAGCAUAGCACAAGCCCAGGAAUAGGACCCAGUCGCUCUUUCCUGCAACCCCCCCCCCGCGAGAUGCUUCUCUGUGCUGUGGAUGGCCACAGCCAGACCUGGAAUACCCUCACUUCUUCCCAAGAUGGUUAUUUGGGGUUAGGACGUUUGGGUUUGGUUAUCAACCACAGAGAACUGUCUGGCUUUGUAACUCGUCUGUUCAGUUUGGUUAGUCUACGUUUGAUUCCCAGCUUAGCAGGGGGCUGUUGUAGCAGCAUCUAAGAUACCCCACCCCCUCUGGAGUAACGAAGGGGUGGAUUUUCUCACUACUGGAAGCCCCUCAUCCAUCACAUGGUGCACUGAAACAUAACACAGGCUUACGUGCUGUUCUGCCCAUUGUUUGUCCAUCCCCCUUGCUGUUUUCCUGACCCAUGUUCUUUCGAAGCACCCCAAUACUCCUGCACUCUUGUUCACAAUAGAACUGGUCUUCCAUGUGACUGUCUACAUCAGGCGACCAGCUGCUUCCUGCAGGCAGAGGCUCUUUCCCCCAAGUCCAAGACUGUAUUAACUACACCUGUCUUAGGAUGAGCGUCUCAAGCUUGUAUUUCAACGCUCGCUUGGGGCACUUAACCCAUGCUAGCUGUGCAUGGAUGGGACAACUGACAGCAGACGCCAGGCUCUAAGAGCAGGGCUCCUCAGUACAGCCUUUGCAACUGUUGGCUGCUAUAGCUACAUCCAUGGCUAGAACUGACCUGCCCACACAUGCCUUCCCUGCCAGGAGGAAGCCCAAGGGAGAUGUUAUGGCACCAAAGGCAACUUCCAGGCAGACUCCUAGGAGAGCUGCUUUGACUUAGAUGGUGCUUGUCUCAGAACUUUCCAUUUAACCUGCUUACCACCUCCAGUGAGAUUUAAGCCAUCGCCCACCAGAGGCUUCCAGUUCUGCUACUCCCUCCGAGGCUGUGCGCUCUCUCCAGCACCGCUGUAUGGGUGGGGAGGCCGAUUUCAAACAGAGGGAGUGCCACUUGCUUCAAGUCCUCACCUGCAGAGGAGGUACUAACGAAUCCUUUUCGUUAGAUAUCCAUGAGUGCCCCCUUCCCCUCUCUGGAAACUUCAGUGAAGACCUGACUACGCCCCGACUGAAAUGCACUGCUGGCAGAGCGUGUGGCUAACCGCCUGGUUAGUGUAAAGUCACCCUCUCAGCCCUGCCCUGACUUCCACCCACCUUCAGAUCUCACAUUUCCACUUCAGCUUUUGCAUUACAGAUGUGUUUUAAAACCAGCUUGAUGUUAGCUAGAUAGACCGUAGUGCCUUAUAGGCUUUAGAAAACACUUCCUAGGAAGAGUUCUAGGGCUGCUAGCCUUUGGCCAGUUGGGUCAUUUCUCCUUUAGUUUCUGUCAGUCUAAAUACGCUUCUCUCCUUUGCUUUCCUGCCGACGGCGGCUUUGCUGCAGAGUGCUCCAAGUUCACUAGAAUAGUGAGGAAGUCAUACAGUUUACAGGUAGUGGUGUCUCACCACACCUCACCUCUGAAUCCUCUGGGCCCUGCCCAAACUCAUCCUAGGGCAAGAGCAUCGAAAGAGGGAUUGGCUCUAACCUGCAGCUUUUACAAGGACAUAAAGCUUUCUGGGGAGGGGCAUCUCUUUCCUCUUGCUUGACAUCAUCUGUCUGCCCAGCUCCUCCACCUUGCUGCUGCUGGCUGAAACGUCUCCCCCAUCGUAUACAUUUUUGGCAUUGGGCUUUGCAGCUGGGGAAAUUCCAGCUUCUGGGAAAAGGGGAGCUAAACCCGAGGCUCAGGACUGCCUGGUCUCUGCAGCUCAUAUUCAUACAGGAGUGGCUCCUGAUUUCUGACUGACCACGCUUGAUACUGAACUUAAAAACUGACACUGGAGGGACAACUCUAGCUGUUAUGAGGUCUAACCCUAACCAGAGUGGGGAGAGUUGAGGGCUCCUACCAAGGAAGUUCCACUGAUUUUCAGGCUCGCUCUCACAGGCCAGGUUUUUGCUAGAACAGAUGACAUGGCCCUGUCCAUGUUAUAGGAUUGUAUUAAAAAUUGUUUACUUCUAAAUAUCCUGUUUACAGUGGGGGUGAGGGGAACUAGCCACGUUCCUGGAGAACUUUGAAAUGCGUUAGCUACACCAACCUGCAAUGGAGGUCUGCACCUCCAGCAUCACACCAACCCGGGGUUGGCUGUAAUACCACAGCUGUAUUCCGUAAGAUGGGCUCAAUAGGCUGGUUAGAGAAGGAGUCAGACUAGCUUCCCCGGUGUUCUCCUGCUGCUGUGUUUAAGGUUCAGAGGGGCUGGUGACAGCUAGACAGUGGUCCCCCUUUAGUCUUCCUUUACUCCUCAGGAUCCAGCUCCGUAACAUAUCAGGAGGCUCCCAGAGCCUGUGUGGAGCAAUAAGAGACUUUAACGAAAGUUACCAUCUUUGUGGAAUUCCUCAUUUGUGUAAAUCUUCUCCAUAUGCAGGAUCUACUCUGGGUUUAAGCCUGCCCAGGGACAUGGUGCAGCUGCAAAGAGAACAGCCAGCUGCAAUGGAGGCAAAAAAAUCCAAAUAUACUAAGUUUAAUGUACAAAGGCCAUGAUAGUGGGGAACACAUUGCUGCUUUGUGUGGUUUCCUCCUCUAAAACACACUGCCAAAGCAUGUUAGGCAAAACCCUUCCCAGGGGCUACUGGUGUUACUGUUGCUUUAAAGCCAGUCUCCCUUUCCCUCUGGAGUUGGGGUGGUGCCCUUCAGAGACUUUUCUCUAGAAGACCAAUCAAGCACUUACCCCAUUCUUCAGCAUCCACCCCUACAUCAUCCUCUGUAGCUGGAUCUAGACCAUGCUGCUCAAAUUCCCCUCAAGCUGUGUACUGCAUAUUGCAUUGUAGCCAACCAACUUUUUUGGAGACACUGGUCUUUUUAUUGAAGCACUUCAGAUUUGCGGCUUGGCUGCCGUCCCCUGGAGCCGGACCUUGUGUUUCUUCUGAUGCUUGGCAACACUAUUUUGUGUGGCUGAACAAAGCGAAUGACUUGGCAUUCAGAUUUAUCCAUUCCUUCCAUGUUGCAAGCAAUACAUCAGCGGCUGGCUCCUCUGGCCACAGUUCCUGGAAAUCAUUGCAUAGGCGGUUCUGUUCUCUACACUACAGUGCUAGCUAUUGCCUAUGGAAACUGGGGCCUGCUUACCGUGUGCUGCCCAUUUCCACUGUAAACAUUGAACUGCAGUGUGAAAUGACGGCCUGCCACUUUCCUGAAACAACCAGUGACAAAGCAGUUACACCAUUCUGGUCUAAAAGCAUUUUCACACUUUUUGGAGUCAGAGGGGGAGGGGAGGCAGGGUGAACAGCACAGUAGGAAGUGGCCUCUUCUAACUGCAAGGUGACAAAUUCCAUCUUCCUGCACUUUGCCAUCUCAAUGCUUUUAACUCUAAGGUGUGGCUCCCAGAGGGAUUGGUGGUUGGAUAUUUAAUGCAUCUUCUCUCCUGAACUAGGCAGAGUGGGAAGGCUUAAACCCAGACUCCAAACUAAAGUUACUUCAUGAUACUAGUUAAUAAAUCUGUAUUUUUCUUUUUUGCACAGAAGCUGGUAAUCUAGGACCUAUGUGUGAACUUUAUAUAAAUAUUUUUUGUACUUGGUUUACUUGGGUUGGUAUGAGACGUAUUUAAGUUCCUUGAACACUGUGGAUACCCUGAUGUGUAUGAAUGGCAGAGGCGUUGUAAAUUAAGAGACGUUUGUGUGAAUAAAGCUAUUUGAUGGGGUU